Phacochoerus africanus (Common warthog) is the source of this 2882-nucleotide messenger RNA. RefSeq names its product caspase 14 (gene CASP14). The record is from RefSeq and is a predicted model, not a curated record. Gene Ontology annotation, biological process: proteolysis. Gene Ontology annotation, cellular component: cytoplasm. Bases 243 to 971 code for a protein of 242 amino acids. The transcript is spliced from 7 exons. Lineage: Eukaryota; Metazoa; Chordata; Mammalia; Artiodactyla; Suidae.
UGCUGGCAAUAAAGGUUAAGACAGCUGUGCUGCUUAAUUCAUAGACCUCUCAGGAGAAACCUGGGAAGAUUUCGAGCCAGCAGACCCUUCUCCAAAGUCAGCAAGUAGGUCCUAACCCUUCCUUGGUGCCCCAGAUCUGUUGGCAGCUAGGAGAGGGCUGAGGCAGCCUGGCUUCAAGGAACAGCUUCUUCUAGAGUCAGAUCAGCCAAGGGUGGUGAGACCCAGACUCCAAAUCAGAAGACAUGAGCAAUCCCCAACCUUUGGAGGAGGAGGCAUAUGACAUGUCAGGUGCCCGCCUAGCCCUGACGCUGUGUGUCACCAAAGCCCGGGAAGGUUCACAGGCAGACCUGGAUGCCCUAGAAAGCAUGUUCCAGCAGCUGAGGUUUGAGAGCACGAUGAAGAAGGACCCCACUGCCCAGCAAUUCUAUGAAGAGCUGGAAAAAUUUCAGCAGGCCAUAGAUGCCCGGGAAGACUUUGUCAGCUGCGCUUUUGUGGUGCUCAUGGCACAUGGGUUAGAAGGUCGCCUCAAAGGAGAAGAUGGCAAGAUGGUGGAUCUGGAGGACCUCUUCCAGGUGCUUAAUAACAAGAAUUGCCGGGGCCUGAGAGCCAGGCCUAAGGUGUACAUCGUGCAGGCCUGUCGAGGAGAACAAAGGGACCCCGGUGAACCAAUAGGUGGAGAAGAUCUUGUGAUGAUCGCAAAAAGCGGUCCUGAAACCAUUCCCACAUACACAGACAUCCUCCAUGUAUACUCCACCGUGGAGGGGUACAUUGCCUAUAGACAUGACCAGGAAGGUUCCUACUUCAUCCAAACCCUUGUUGAUGUGUUCAUGAAUAGAAGAGGACCUAUCCUGGAGCUUCUGACAGAGGUGACCCGGCGGAUGGCAGAAGAGGAGCUGUUCCAGGAAGGGAAGCCGAGGAAAGUGAACCCUGAAAUCUACAGUACCCUUCGGAAACGUCUCUAUCUGCAAUAGAAGUAGAAAGGGUAGGGAGGGGCUCUCUUUCCAGUGCUCUCUCUGUCCCACAGAUAUUUAGAGGCAGCACUCAUCAUUUCUCCAAAAUCUUCUCUUCCAAAAGCUAAACAGCAUCUAGCACCUCUUUCAUCACACCCUUCAUGCAGGUCCUCCUUCAAUCUAUCCCUGUCCUUCUUAGAGCAAGCCAGCUAAAACUGAGCACAAAGCAUGGUGGUAACAUUAACAUCACCUCCCUCAGGCUGGCCUCUCUACCUCUAUUAAUGCAACCUAAGAGGGCAUUCACUUAUCCUACUCUCUGCUCCCAUGCUCAGCUGAAGCCCUCUUCUUUCUGCCAUGAAUCAUGCUCCCACAAAUGUAAGUGAAUAAUACUCAAGAUCUUCCACUGAUAAAUCAAUGCCCACUCACCACCUCCCACCCUAAUCAGAUCUUCACUGGCUCUGGAAUUUCCCCUGAAAUUACAAACUUCUCCUCUGAAAACCAUAUCCAUUCCCAUCUCCCAGUGAUUCCUUCUCAACCUCUGGAAAUUCAGUGAGACAAGAAUUGUUCUCUCUCCAAGAUCCCUCUUCCUUGAUCCACUCUCCUCAUGGGCUUUCUCUCUCUCUGGCUAAUAGAGCUGCUUCCUCCUUUUCUGGUCUCUCCCUUCUAACUAAUGCUGCCAGCCCCCCACAUAAUGCACUAGGUUCUAUCAUUUUGUCCAAAAUAAUCCAUCCAUUCACCCAUUCUCAGAGUUUCAACUUUCAACCACUCUGAAUCAGAGCAUGUUGGAGCUAUUGCAGAUACCCUAGUGUUGCCUUAUUAUCUUUCAGACAAUCUGAUGCAAGUCCAGAGAGGUUAAAAAUAGCUUGUCAAAUACCACACAGUAAGUCAGUGACAUAGUCAAGUUCUGGCUUCCAGUUCAGCCCCCUUUCCACUGCCUGCUAAACCUUGAUCCAUCAAAUUUCUUUUCUAAUUGAAGGAGCUGACUAAUAAAGUUAUUCUUACCUUGGAGGUAGGAGCUCACUGGAAGACUUCUAAAAAUGCUCAAUGACAGGAGUCAAGGCAGGUUACCUCCAUAAGCUGGGCCUAGGUUGGAAGCUGGAUCAGAGAAUUCCAAGUCUAUGGCACAUGUAUAUUUGACCUUUCCCACUGAAAUAACCUGUGGUCAUAUCCUCCAUCAUUGAAAACUCAUUGCUAAAGAUGAGUCAUUUCUUCCUGGUCCAUCUUUCAAGUGUUCCCUGGAGCCCUCAACCUCAAACCUCUGCAGUUAUCUAUGACUCCCAUCUUCCUGCAUUCUUCAGUGGUCACCAGCCACUAUGCCCAGCCCAGGCCCACUUUGAAUUUGUUCUCUUCCCUUACAUGUCACUCUCUAGUUUCAUCCUCUCCUGUCUGCAUCUUUGCACAUUCCCUUCCUUGCCUCUGUGCUUGCCAAUCUCAUCCUUCCUCUGUCCUCCAUACCAUCCACAAUUCUUGAUCUCCCUAGAAUACUCAAGAAGACACAACAGUGCCUCAUUAUAUAGAGAUCAAGGCCAAGCUCCAUAUCUUGAUUACUCACACCCUGACAAUCCCACCCCCUACUAGAAAUCAGCUAAACUCCUCUCCCACCUUCCCCACCAUGAAUUCACUCUUCCAUCAAAACUAAUAUUGUCUCACUGAUCUCUGCCUCUAAGCCUUUGCCAUGACCAUUUCCCCAAGCUUGAGUACCCCACCUCUCUCUCUUUCACCUCUUUCUACUACCUCCUACUCCUACUUAUUCCAGAAAGCCAUUCCUAAUAUUCUUUCUAGUUGAUUCUACUCUCUCAUCCAGGAUAAGACACAUAAAUUACAAUUUCUCCAGAGCAGGGAAAAAGUCUUUGAUCAACAUAAUGGAUGUUCAAUAAACAGUUGUUAAACUUUAAAAAAAAAUGUAUUAGACGGAGUUCCCAUCAUGGCACA